CCUCAGCCGAUAUUACGAGAUUACCCUUAACCUACGGAGUACUCAUAGCAAAUUGACACUACAUAGUAUGUAACAUGUCUCACCUCAUUGCUGGUCGGAGGAGAUCGCAACUCCCCUCCUCCCCGCCCCACACCAACCUGAGACCUUCCAGCGGGCCUUCCCCAACAGUCCAAACUCCAAUCUCAUCCACCCUGCAAGAAGUGGAGUUUCCGGCGAAUAUUUCCGAGCUGCGGGCUCGCUUAGAAGGGGUAAUUGGCGAAGGAUCAACAGUAGAAUCUCCCGCGCUUAACGACAUAACUACACAAAGGGGCAUAAGUUUUUGGUUAUCUCCAAUGACGGAAUGGCGUCCAUGCGUGCCGACUGCCGACUAGUUCUGACCAUUGAGCACUGACCACUGCGGUAAGCGUGGUUGUCAGCACGGCCAGGUGCAAUUGAUGUUGUUGCGGAUGAUAAUUUUAUGGAGUACGUACGGCAAUUCAGUUGCCGUU
Messenger RNA from Aspergillus fijiensis CBS 313.89, 488 nucleotides. RefSeq lists its product as uncharacterized. Bases 75 to 371 code for a protein of 98 amino acids. NCBI's taxonomy places the organism in Eukaryota, Fungi, Ascomycota, Eurotiomycetes, Eurotiales, Aspergillaceae. The transcript is spliced from 3 exons. The record is from RefSeq and is a predicted model, not a curated record.